This is a messenger RNA of Fusarium keratoplasticum, 1932 nucleotides long. RefSeq lists its product as uncharacterized. The coding region runs from base 1 to 1932 and encodes 643 amino acids. Gene Ontology annotation, cellular component: mitochondrion. The transcript has a single exon. The record is from RefSeq and is a predicted model, not a curated record. Gene Ontology annotation, molecular function: ATP binding; ATP hydrolysis activity. Lineage: Eukaryota; Fungi; Ascomycota; Sordariomycetes; Hypocreales; Nectriaceae.
AUGAGGCCUCUUCCGACGCGUCCCCCCAUUAUAAGGAUCGCCAAUGGCACCUUUUACCGACACCAUCCCAACGCGGCAUCCUCACGCCCCAACCCACCGCUCUUUAGCGACUUGAGCUUUGAGCUCGCUUCAGCGUCAUCCAAGCCUCGCAACUGGUGCAUCGUGGGACCUUCGUUGUCAGGAAAGACAACUUUCCUACAGGCACUGAGGGGGAGGUUUCUCUGCGAUCCUCCCGCUGCCCGGUCUUAUCCGUACUUGUCUACAGACGCUGUUUCGAGCCGGUUGCGGACACCACAAAAGGCUAUUCAGUAUGUGGGAUUUGAUGCUGAGCAGGGCGGAGGGAGCUUAGGCGGGAAUGUUGCUACGAGUGCGUAUCUGUCAGCGAGAUAUGAGUCGAGACGUGAGAUCACCGACUUUUCUCUCAAAGACUUUUUGCUGGGCAACACGGAGUUGAAUCCCAUGAAGGAAAACCUGGAUGACGAUGCCAGCAUCUCACAGGAUCUCCUUGCUAGAGUCGUCAGAGAUCUCAAGCUCGAUCAUCUCCUCGAUCUACCCGUUUCGUUCCUCAGUAACGGACAAGGUCGAAGGGCUCGUAUCGCUCGUGCCCUUCUCACAAAGCCCGAGGUGCUGCUCCUCGAUGAGCCCUUCAUGGGACUCGAUCCGCCUACAGUCACAGGCCUGAGCCCGUUGCUUCAAUCGCUGGCUGAAAAGGCAAGCCCCCGGUUAGUGCUCAGCGCGCGACCGCAGGAUCCGGUGCCCGAAUGGGUAACGGACUUGGUGUACCUAAGGACAGACUGCCAGGUGGGCUCGAUGGGACCCAAGGAAGAGGUCCUUGAUGGUCUGAAGAAGUACAUUCAAGGAGUGCGAAAGGGUGGGCUCGUCGAGGACGAGAAGUUGCCACUCCACUCUCUCGUUGAUAUUGGACGUGUUCUCCCUUCAAGCGCAUCCACUGAGGGAUCGGGUCACCUGGAGCACGCAUCUUACAAGGAGCUUGAACCCGUGAACCCCAAUGCUGAGCCGUUGGUGGAGAUGGACGGGUGCAGAGUUCAAUAUCAAGGAAAGAUUGCGCUGGGUAACUGGACUCAGAAGACUACUGACGGCUCCAAGGAUGGAUUGAUAUGGACAGUUCGACGGGGUGAGCGCUGGGGAGUCUUUGGACCCAAUGGAUCAGGAAAGACGACUAUCGUCUCCUUGCUCUGCUCAGACCAUCCCCAGUCCUACUCCCUUCCCAUCAAGCUGUUUGGAGGAUCUCGUCUUCCAGAGCCGGGCUCUGGUAAACGGCCACUUACUUUUUGGGAUAUCCAGUCCCGAAUCGGACACUCUAGCCCGGAAGUUCACCAGCACAUGCCUCGUAACCUGACAGUUCGUCAGGUUAUUGAGAACGCGUGGUCAGAGACCUUCCGCGCAAAGCCAAAACUGGACGAUGCAGCCCGGGAAAAGGUUGAGGCUGCCCUCGAAUGGUUUGCGCCAGAGCUGAACCCAAGCUACUCAUCACCUUCGGGCGAGAAGCUCGCAUGGGCAGACGAGUACAUGUUUGGCGGUCUCUCUUUCAGCGCGCAGCGUGUGGCCCUAUUUAUUCGCUCCAUGAUCAAGGGUCCAGACGUGGUUGUUCUCGACGAGGCCUUCAGCGGCAUGGACGAUGCAGUACGGGACAAGUGCACGCUGUUCCUGGAAGAGGGCGAGGCCAAGGCAUACCGAGGCGAGGAGGUUAUUGAGAGCGAUGCCUCCAAGUCUGGCCAGGUCAAGAUUCCGGGUCUUUCUGACAACCAGGCUCUCAUUUGCAUUGCUCACGUCAAGGAGGAGGUGCCCGACUGUGUGAGGGAGUGGCUGUGUCUCCCAGAGGCCAACACAGGGCGAGCUGCGAGGUUCGGACGGCUGGAAGGUCCGCUGAGGACUGACGAAGGGAGAUGGCGCGAGGUUUGGGGAUUCUAA